CACGUCGGGUAGUACAGGCCAACCCAAGGUUCGUAGACUUUUCUGGCAAAAAGAACCCAAAAAGUGUAGAAUUUACAGCCUGAGCGAAUAUCCCCUCUCAUUUUGAAAUUUUGAUUUGUCUUGUUUCUCUUCAACGAUAGGGUUUGGUACACACCACUGGUGGCUAUUCUUUAUAUGCGGCUCAGACAGUGAAAAACACAUUUGAUUUGGCGCCGGAUGAUAUUUUUGCGUGUGUUGCUGACUGUGGAUGGAUUACAGGCCACACAUACGUAGUCUACGGGCCGCUCUUCAACGGUUGUACGACGUUCAUGUUCGAAUCGACGCCUGUUUAUCCGGACGAGGGCAGAUAUUGGGACAUGGUAGAGCGCCACAAAAUCACGCAAUUUUACACUGCACCGACGGCAAUCCGAUUGUUGAUGAAAUAUGGUGUCGAACCUACUACCAAGUACGAUUUGAGCAGUCUCAAGGUCCUUGGAUCUGUCGGAGAACCGAUCAACCCCGAAGCCUGGCGCUGGUAUUACGAAAACGUAGGAAAAUCAGAAUGCACCGUUGUCGACACCUAUUGGCAAACAGAGACAGGGGGUCACAUCGUUACAAACUUGCCGGGAAUCACGCCCAUGAAACCUGGAUCGUGCACCCUGCCCUGCUACGGAAUCGACACUGUCGUUCUCGAGCCGUCCAGUGGAGAGAUCGUUGAACCCGACGAGAGCGGUUGUGUCGAAGGAGUCCUAGCCAUUAGACAACCCUGGCCGGGAAUGGCACGUACUUGUCUUGGGGAUCACUCUCGAUACCUCACUGUGUACCUGAAACCCUACGAGGGCUACUACUUCACAGGGGACAGUGUCAUGCGUGAUGCCGAGGGAAACCAUUUCAUUACCGGCCGCGUCGACGAUGUCAUCAACGUUAGCGGGCACCGUAUUGGAACCGCCGAAGUUGAAUCCGCAUUGGUAGCGCAUCCCGCGGUUGCUCAGGCCGCUGUUGUCGGCAAGCCCCACGACAUCAAGGGCCAGGCCAUUUGUGCCUUUUGCAUGCUCCGAAACGGCUUCGAGGAAUCCGACGAUCUCAUCAAGGAGCUCCGUCUGCAAGUCCGUACUGAGGUGGGAGGAUUCUGCAGCCCCGAUAUGAUUGUGGUCACACCGAGCCUACCGAUGACACGAUCGGGAAAGAUCAUGCGCCGUAUCCUUCGAAAGAUUGUCUGCGACGAGAAAGAUACCCUCGGAGAUACCAGUACGCUUGCCGAACCAGCUAUUGUCGAUGUUCUGAUCGAAAAAGUCGAAUCCUAUUAACAAAAGAGCAUGAUCUAUGGUCUUUUUAGCACAAUUUGUUUUGUGAGAUACGUAGAUCAAUCAACUUAACACACGUGA
Molecule: messenger RNA, 1364 nt
Organism: Pseudo-nitzschia multistriata
Lineage: Eukaryota; Bacillariophyta; Bacillariophyceae; Bacillariales; Bacillariaceae
Source: the annotation of a GenBank genome assembly